This is a messenger RNA of Chanos chanos (milkfish), 3213 nucleotides long. It is a transcript of the gene caprin1a, whose product is annotated as cell cycle associated protein 1a. Gene Ontology annotation, cellular component: cytoplasm. Gene Ontology annotation, molecular function: RNA binding. The record is from RefSeq and is a predicted model, not a curated record. NCBI's taxonomy places the organism in Eukaryota, Metazoa, Chordata, Actinopteri, Gonorynchiformes, Chanidae. Bases 93 to 2180 code for a protein of 695 amino acids. The transcript has 19 exons.
AACAGGCUUAAGCAUUAAGAAUAUUAAUAAAUAUCAUUCUGAAGAAAUCCGUUGAGCAAAAAUACUUCUGUCUUUCGUUACUGAGAACGAAGAUGCCCGCAGCAACAAUAGGGAACAGUGCAGUCCAGCCCUCCAGUCCGGAACUGGGUUGUGCUCAAACCUCGAUGAGCCAGUCACCAGGGGUCCAGUGUGAGGCCCUGAAGCAAGUCCUCAGUGUUCUCGACAAAAAGGUUCGCAACAUGGAAAAGAAGAAGAGCAAGUUGGAUGACUACCAGACCAGGAAAAACAAAGGAGAGAGGCUCAACCAAGAUCAGCUGGAAGCUCUGUCUAAAUCUCAGGAGGUAGCACAUAACCUGGAGUUUGCUCGGGAGUUGCAGAAAGGUUUCCUGACUUUGAACCUUGAAGUCCAGAAAGCUGUGAAGAAGAGUGCAAGGCGAGAGCAGCUGAAGCGGGAGGAGGCAGAGCGAAAGCGGCUAAAGUCGGUGCUAGAGAUGCAGUUCAUGCUGGACCAGCUGGGAGAGGAGAAUGUGAGGCAGGAGCUGAGCCAGGCCAGCGGGGACUCUCCUUUACUCACAGAGAGAGAUCUGGCUGCACUAGAUGACUUCUACAAGCUGGUUGGGCCUGAAAGGGAUGUAAACAUUAGAUUGACUGAGCAGUUUGAGGAGGCAUCAGUGCACUUGUGGGAGCUGCUGGAAGGAAGGGAUAAAGCUGUGGCAGGAACCACAUACAAAGCACUUAAGGAGACCCUGGACAAGAUGCUACAGAGUGGAUACUUUGAUCGAAUGCCGCUUCAUCAGAAUGGAGUUUGUGAAGAGGAGCAGCCUGCUGUCACUGAGUUACCAGAGAGUGAAGAACACCCUAGUGAGCCAGAAGGGUCUGCCACUCAAGAAUACACAGACACACUUGAAGUUGAGGCAACAGAGUUUGUAAACAGACAGUUCAUUCCAGAAGCUACCUACAGCAGUAACGACAGGGAACAUGUAGGAGAGUGGAACAGUGCUGGGUCUGAGCAGGUGGUCAGCUCCCUCCAGCAGCAGCAGCAGCAGCAGCAGCAGCAGCAGCCUCAUGCAGCGCUAAGCCCAGCCCUUGUCAGCUCUGAAAAUGUCCUCGCUGCUCCUGCUGCUGACCCUGUGGUCAGGAAACAAGCGGUCCAGGACCUCAUGGCUCAGAUGCAGGGCACUUACAACUUCAUGCAGGACUCUAUGUUGGAGUUUGAUGGAGCACCUAUAGACCCAGCCAUUGUGUCGGCACAGCCCAUGAAGCCAGCUCAGAUGGUUUGUGCCCCAGAACCCAGACUCUCCCAGCACAGCACAGUUCCUGUACAACCUGAACCAACGCAGGUGUCCAUGGUCUCUCCUCCACCUGAGGCUUACUCAUCACCCGCCCUCUAUCAGACCUCCCACAACCCUGACCUCCGCCCUCAGUCAGACGCCAUCAGCCCCCAUCAGGUCUCAUUGCCCCUGUCAUCUGAGCAGCCCCCCGCCUCCUCCUCCCUACCCUCUGCCACCCAACCACAAGUCUUUCAGCCAGUCUCCAAACCCCUACACAGCGGCAUCAACGUCAAUGCAGCGCCAUUCCAGUCAAUGCAAGCGGUGUUCAAUCUAAACGCCCCAGUUCCCCCAUCCGGUGAGAUGGACUCACAGAAGUUGUCUAACCAGUAUCAGAGCAGCUACAGUCAAGGCUUCAGUGCCCAGUCUGCUCACUCAGUGGAGCAGCAGGAGAUGCAGCAGGAGCCUCUGGAAUCUGUAGUUGGAUCCUUCCACUCCCAAGAUCAAGGCAUUACUUCUGCUGGCCAUCAGACCAUGUCGCAGCAACCCACAGGGCAGGGCGCCGGCUUUGGCAGACCUGGACAGUCUUUCUAUAACAACAGAGCCAUGCCCCGUGCUGGCCCAAGGAAUGCCCGUGGGGCCCUUAAUGGUUACCGUGGACCUUCUAAUGGUUUCAGAGGAGGAUAUGAUGGGUAUCGCCCUGCUUUCCCAAAUGCUCCAAACACUGGUUAUGGGCAAACCCAGUUCAGUGCUCCAAGGGAUUAUUCCAGUAGCAGCUACCAGCGGGAGGGUUUUCAGCAGAACUUCAAACGUGGAGCCGCCCAGGGACCUCGAGGUUGCUCUCGAGGACGAGGGGGACUGUUCAGAGGUAGCCGAGGGAUGGUCCCACUGGCAGCACAACAGACCAGUUAACCCAUGAACAACCUCUCUCAUAUCUGCGUCAGCCCUGGGACCUCCGGACUCCAGCUGUGCUACUCCAAUCCAUGCGUUGUCCUUCCAGACCUGAUGUGGUCUCAGUGUUGGUUGAGUAAGGACCUAAUCAGUGAUUAUGGGGAUAAACAUUGAAAAUGAAGCCUUUCCUCUCCCAGACUUGCAUUCUCUCUUCUAGAGCUUUCAAUCAAUCAUAUGUAAUGUAGCCUUAAACUGACCAAACAGGAACAUUUGUGCCUUUGCGUAUGUACUGUUAAUUUUGGAUUGGACUGGCAGGAUUUGACUGAAGGGUGGAUAUAGGUGGAUAUGACUGAAGACCAAAGGCUCCCUGGUUUGUUCACAAUGUCUAGUCAAUGUGAAGGAUAUAAGUACUGUACUGUGUCAUGUAUGAUUUCUUUUCUUUUCUUUUUUUUUUUGGUUUGUCCAAAUGGUUUACUGCAAAUGCAUGGUUUACUGUAUGUGUAAUCAAAAUUGCUAAGAAUCAUUUCUUUGAAUAACUGGCUUGGCUGCUAAAUACUGCAGAUUAAUAAAUACCUCAUUUGAGGAAUGAUGGAUGUACAGUUAGCUGCCGUCAUAAUGGACUGAACACGGUGGAGACUUGGUAUGACUGUCAGCCAAGAUUUACCACUGAAUGUGACUGGUUCCAGAGUUCUCAAAUCUAACAGACAUGUUUGUGUACGGCAUCCAAACAUAUAUUAGCGAAAAGCUGUGUUUAUCUGAAUAGCAUACUGAAUAAAUAACUUGAAUGUUGCGUCUUCUUGGCCCAAAUUAAGUUUUUGUGAAGUGUAGACAGUCUAAGAAAACAGUUCAGUAAUAUGCACAUCUCAUGCGCCACUGGAAAAUAGCCACUGAAUGCUAGUGUACAGAGUCAAUGCUAUAUAUUUUACUAAACAGGUAAAUCUUAGGAUUGUGAUUGUAUUUUGUCAUUUGGCCAGGGGAUCAGUAUGAAGCUAGUGAAUAAUAUCCACUUUAUUCAAAGGCUGUGUACAUCUGUGAACAAUUGAGUAUCUCUUGA